AUGUGUCGAGGACUCUACAAGUUUUCUAGCAUCAAUGAAAGACAGGCAUUUUUCUACCUUUACCUGCUGUACCUGUUUUUCCACUAUUCACUUUGGCCACUCUCGCGAGUACACAAAGUGUUUCCCCUUACAAUUGGCUCGACGGCCAAGCCUUCGAACCCUUUCUGGAUCGCAAAAGGCGACAGUUUCUUCAAGGCCCCUUUAUCGGAAGACCCGAUGACGAGAAACCUUGGCCAAGAUUUCAAAGAAAUCACUUCAGUGUGGAUCAUUUUCAGGGUCCCAUCGAAAGUUAAUGUGCCUAGCAUUGUCCUGCUGAAAGAGUUCUCUCUGUCGAUCCGAAAUGUGAAGCAUGUGACGGCGAAGAAUUUCAUCCCGGUAGCGUACAGUUGUCAGGUUGCCUGGUACGAACACAAGUUCACUUCUGCCGAUGACCAUAAUCUUGUGAAACUGUUGCCGAUAGAUGAGGAUGACAAUUCUGAUUAUAUCAACGCCAAUUUUAUUCCCGGUUACAACUCGCCCAGGGAGUACAUUGCUACACAGGGCCCACAAGAUUCGACCAUCAACGAUUUCUGGAGGAUGAUUUGGGAAAGAAAUGUGCCAAUUAUCGUUAUGCUCACUGGAGUCAAAGAGGGAAUGAAGCACAAAUGUGCUCUGUAUUGGCCUGAAGACCUGCAUGUUACAAGUCAGUAUGGAGACAUCAUGAUUACCUUGGAAGAUAAGAAAACAUUCACCACAUCUACCUUAAAGACCUUCAAACUCUGUUUGGUAAGGACAUGGUAUUAG
Molecule: messenger RNA, 783 nt
Organism: Gigantopelta aegis
Lineage: Eukaryota; Metazoa; Mollusca; Gastropoda; Neomphalida; Peltospiridae
Product: tyrosine-protein phosphatase 69D-like
Exons: 6
Coding region: 1-783 (260 amino acids)
Biological process (GO): protein dephosphorylation
Molecular function (GO): protein tyrosine phosphatase activity
Source: RefSeq, a predicted model, not a curated record